AUGGAAAUUAUUAAAGGUAGUUUAGAUGACAUAUCCCGACCCGCAUCGAGGGAACAGACUCGGAGCCGCGGGUCCAGCCUGUCCUCGCUUCUUAGUGACAGAGUUUGUCCCCCAGCCCCGUUUGAGCUGGUUGUUUUGACCACCGAGGCAUCAAAUAUCCAGUCUCACUCGGUGAUUUCUGAGGAUGAGAAUGGGGCUGCCGAGUUACAGAGAGCCUUUGAGGAAAUGAGACGACUUGAUGAGAUUCUGAAUGCAAAAAUGUGCAAGGAAAAAGAAAUCCAGCGUCAAAGGAGAGACCUUCAAGCAAAACUCUGGCAAGAUCUCAAGCUAUUCUUGGCUUUGGAGGCACUCACUGGAGAAAAAGAAGAGGAGAAGGACUUCACCUCUGUGUUUGAAACACAAGUUCCUUAUCGUGAACAAGCUGGAGACGACCAAUGUUGGGAGCAAAAAGAAAAGAGGCCUGUGAGUGUGACUGAAUCAUUUGAGGUAAGUGUUGAAGAUGUUGGGGACAAACAAUUUAAAAGCAGCCAAUGUGUCACUUCAAAAAGCAAGAAUAUGCCAAAGGACUUCAUCAAAAGAAACAUUGAGUCAGUAAGUUGUGAGGAGGGUCAAGUGUUUUUGACCUAUGUAGAGAAAGAGCGUCUGGCUGAGCUCCUUCGAGAAAUAGAUGAAGAGGAAGAUGGCGGUGCCAGAGGGGAAGAUGACAAGGAGGCCAUGAGAGUUGUGUCAGCCCUGACAGCCCAUGGUUACACCCCAGAACCGGCUGAUCUCGAGCAGCUGAUGGAGAUUGACUCCAAAAUUCGUCUUCUCAUUCCCAUCGAAGAAUUUCACUCUGUGCAAAGCUCUUACACAAACAUAAGCAUGUCUCAGGUAUGUAUCCAAAAGUCCAUGUGGUGA
Molecule: messenger RNA, 897 nt
Organism: Menidia menidia (Atlantic silverside)
Lineage: Eukaryota; Metazoa; Chordata; Actinopteri; Atheriniformes; Atherinopsidae
Source: the annotation of a GenBank genome assembly